CAAACCUUAAAUAAGAAUUACUUUUGCCAUAUUUUGACUUGUAUCCGGGUUUCCCAGUUAUUUUGGAGGAGCGGAGCAGGACAGUGCAUUCGAUGGCAUCUGCAACAGAUUCAAGAUAUGGACAGAAGGAUGCAUCAGAUCAGAAUUUUGAUUAUAUGUUCAAGCUUCUCAUUAUUGGAAACAGCAGCGUGGGAAAGACAUCAUUCCUCUUCAGAUAUGCAGAUGACACAUUCACAUCAGCCUUUGUUAGCACCGUUGGUAUUGACUUCAAAGUGAAGACCGUUUACAGAAAUGAUAAAAGGGUCAAGUUGCAGAUUUGGGAUACAGCUGGUCAAGAGCGAUACAGAACCAUUACUACUGCCUACUACAGAGGAGCCAUGGGCUUCAUACUUAUGUAUGACAUUGCCAAUGAAGAAUCCUUUAAUGCAGUGCAAGACUGGGCAACCCAAAUCAAAACCUACUCAUGGGAUAAUGCACAAGUCAUCCUCGCUGGAAAUAAGUGUGACAUGCAAGAUGAACGUGUAAUUCCUGCUGAAAAGGGAAAGCAUCUGGCUGAGCAGCUGGGAUUUGAGUUUUUUGAGGUCAGUGCCAAAGAAAACAUCAAUGUCAAGCAGGUCUUUGAACGUCUAGUAGAUAUCAUAUGUGAGAAAAUGUCAGAAAGUCUGGAGUCUGAUCCAUCAAUGGGCAGUGGCAGCAAGCACACACGGCUGACAGACAACCCACCAUCAAUGCAGCAGAAUUGCGCCUGCUAGUGACCUCUCAUCUUGGUGAUCUCUGACCUCUCCUUGUUAUUUUUUUCUUUCUGUUUCUCUGUAUAGUUGCAUGUGCUAUGAAGGC
This is a messenger RNA of Pristis pectinata (smalltooth sawfish), 837 nucleotides long. Its product is annotated as ras-related protein Rab-3C-like. Gene Ontology annotation, molecular function: GTPase activity; GTP binding. The record is from RefSeq and is a predicted model, not a curated record. Lineage: Eukaryota; Metazoa; Chordata; Chondrichthyes; Rhinopristiformes; Pristidae. Gene Ontology annotation, cellular component: endosome; plasma membrane; synaptic vesicle. The coding region runs from base 93 to 752 and encodes 219 amino acids. Gene Ontology annotation, biological process: regulation of exocytosis; protein secretion; protein localization to plasma membrane. The transcript has 5 exons.